UCAACCACUUCCGGUUUCUGGAAACCAGCAGCGCUCGCUCAUUAGUUCCGACCUAACCAACCAAACAAAGCUCAGCGGGAGCUCUGUCCCCAGCCCAGGCACAAACAUCUCGUCCUCUGAAUGAGAACCCGCUCGGCCCGCUCAACCGCCUCCAACCGUUUCUGUAUCGUCCGCUUUCUGGCGACCGGAUUGUGAUUUCAGCCGCUGCGCAACGAGCGGAGCUAACUUUGCCUCCGCCGCCAUCCAGUCGGAGCUCCUCCACCCGCUGCUGGACGGAGAUGACGAGCCAGCUGCUGGGCAGCGUGUCAGCCUCGAAACGGGCCUGGUAGGCGGGUGUGAGAAGCGGUUUGGCUCCCUGCUGGAAGCGGGACGUGAUCGGAUGUUUAGAGAGAUUGGGGGAGUGACGCUAGCAACCAGCUCCCUCAGCCGCCCGGUGACUCCCUGACUGAUCGCCUCGCCGCCAUGAGUGCCAUGCGCGUGGACGCCAAGGUGGUGAUGCUGGGAAAGGAGAGCGUGGGGAAGACGAGCCUGGUGGAGCGAUACGUCCACCACCGCUUCCUGGUGGGGCCGUACCAGAACGUGAGUCCAGCUGCUCUGCGGUUUGUGGCCUCAGAGGAAAGUCAGAGCUGUCGGGUCACGACCAUCGGCGCUGCGUUUGUGGCCAAACCCAUCCAGGUCGCAGACAGAGUCAUCACUCUGGGGAUUUGGGACACGGCCGGAUCGGAGCGCUACGAGGCCAUGAGCCGGAUCUACUACCGAGGAGCCCGGGCCGCCGUGGUCUGCUACGAUCUGACGGACAGCAGCAGCUUCCAGAGAGCCAGGUUCUGGGUGAAGGAGCUGCAGAACUGUGAGGAGCACUGUAAAAUCUACGUGUGCGGCACAAAGAGCGACCUGAUCGAAGGGGAGCGCGCUCUGCGUCAGGUCGACUUCCACGACGCGCAGGACUUCGCAGAAGACGUCGGCGCUCAGUAUUUUGAAACUUCCAGUAAAACAGGAAAAAACGUCGAUGAAUUGUUCCAGAAAGUUGCCGAGGAUUUCAGCAGCUCUGCCUUCCAGCUCCUGUCUGAGGAAACCGGCGUCGACUUGGGUCAGAAGAAAGACUCAUACUUUUACUCCUGUUGCCAUGGAAACUGACGCAGGAAGAGCGGACGGAGGGUUCCUCUGCACCGUCAGUCUGGGUCUGCUGGCAGCCAAUCACAGAGCAGAACCCAGACUCCAUCUUUGUUUUUCUUUGUGAUCGCAGCAGAAGAGACGGAAACGCUCAUCGCACAAACACUGAGGAGAAGAAGGAGGUUGGUUUACGUUCAACAGCCUCACUUCGUCCUUGUUUACGACUUUUUCUGCCACGACAGCCAUGGAUGUACGAAGAAAAGCAACACUCAGCCUUCGUUGGUCUCAGAUUGCUACAAAAUCCACGUUUUCUGACAGAAAAACUGCAACUUCAGUCAAAGGAAACCAGUUAUUAGAUUCUUCUCUGAAUAGCCGCCAUGUUUCUAAGCUGUGCUCUGAAUAACAAACCGAGCUGAAAAACAAUCCGACAGUUAAAGCAACGUCUAAAACAUGAAGGUUUACGAUUCCUCAAGUUAUUAUAUAGCAAAACACUAACGUACGUUUUGACUUUCCAUCACAGCAGAGAGUUAUCAAGCUGGUUGCCGGUUGGUGUUGGUUGCCGGUUGGUGUUGGUUGCCGGCUGGUGUUGGUUGCCGGUUGGUGUUGGUUGCCGGCUGGUGUUGGUUGCUGGUUGCCAUCAGACUCAUGUCUGCGUUGCUGGUACUGCAUGAGCUGCCUGACAGGAAACCUCCACGAUCUGAUCAGAUCAUUCAGAAGUUGCCGGCCGGUCUGUGGGGUUGCAGUCGGUCAAAGUUUCCUUUCUCAGUUUGACCCAAACUGGAAAAGCUUCCUGCUGAAUGUUGUGACGUAAAAACUGUCGUUUGCAGCUGAGUUUGACUUUUGAUUUGCUAAGUUAUUGUUGCCUUUUAAGUUGAGCUGCAGGGUGAAUUUUGUUCAUGUUUUACGUUUCAUGACAUUUUGAUGCACAGUAUUUUUUAUCAAAGGCUGGUAAAGUUGUUCAGAUUAUUUAAAAACAAAAACUUCCUGAAUGAACAUUUUGAAAUGAGGGCGGAGCUCCAGCUCCGUUACUCUGUAUAAGUUUUAAUAAAUAAACACUAAAGAAAUCAUGAAACUUUU
Molecule: messenger RNA, 2187 nt
Organism: Xiphophorus hellerii (green swordtail)
Lineage: Eukaryota; Metazoa; Chordata; Actinopteri; Cyprinodontiformes; Poeciliidae
Gene: rab24
Product: RAB24, member RAS oncogene family
Exons: 9
Coding region: 463-1134 (223 amino acids)
Molecular function (GO): GTPase activity; GTP binding
Source: RefSeq, a predicted model, not a curated record